Alternaria atra is the source of this 702-nucleotide messenger RNA. RefSeq lists its product as uncharacterized. The transcript is spliced from 4 exons. NCBI's taxonomy places the organism in Eukaryota, Fungi, Ascomycota, Dothideomycetes, Pleosporales, Pleosporaceae. Bases 1 to 702 code for a protein of 233 amino acids. The record is from RefSeq and is a predicted model, not a curated record.
AUGGCAGCCUCAAGACCUAGCGUUCGUAUCAUCAGCGCCCUCGCUGGCCCCCGCCUUCUGGGCCCCCGUCUCACAGUCCGUCAGCUGUCAAUGACAGGCUCGACUUCCUCUUCAUCGCUCCUCACAACCGACAAGCCAUAUGCUUCAAAUCGCCCGGCUGGACCCAUCCGCCUCCACGGCGAGCAGACCAUUCCAGUCCCCGAAGCCACCGAGACGGGCAACAAAGUCCGACGCUUUAACACAUCGAGGAGUCUAAAGUCCGUCGGCGAUUCCAGUACCUUGGACUUUAUGCACUUGCCGGACUUUGACCUGGAGACCCGAAGUGCGCCCUUGGGAAUUAGAGUCCCUAUCCUGCCAUGGGCUAAUGUCGCCAGCCGGGGUGCUGAGAGCGAAGAUUCCAUCCCCAUGCAACCCACCAUCUACACAGUCUCUGCUGAUGGCACCCACAUCCACUCCCCCUCCGCAAUGUCUGAAAUGACCGACUCAAACCAGUCCAGCUACCAGGGCAUGGCUGAGGCUGUUGCUAGCAAAUUCACCGCAACCCGCCAGGAGGGAGAGGGUAUGGUGAAGCAGAUCUGGAAUGACCUCAUGGAGGACCUUGCCGAUCUCGCGAGCGGUUCAAAGCUGCUGAUAGUGGAGCCACUAGACACUCACGGACAUCCGUUUGCCAGUCGUCUCCAAGUCGUGAUCCCCAGCCGCUAG